CCUGGGAAUCAGUUUCCUCGACCAAAUAACAAUAUCAACGACAAUGGUGAUCAUGGCCAUUAUCGUCCGACGUAUUACCCACCAACGUCAACAAUUGAUCGUCACGAACCACCACUACACGGGGAUAAGAGAUGUAUGAUAUGGUAUGGUUCAACAACUCGAAUGUUUUAUUUAUUUCUUUUUAAUAACACAAUGGAGUUUUUAUUAUGAAGUGAAGGCAAGUUUUCAAGUACAACCCAAACUUAAAUUCAGUCUCGAUUACGCAAUUGUUCCAAAACAUUGGUUCAACAAAUAAAUAAAUUGUGCCAUGAAUUAUGUCAUAAUUAAUUUAGGGAACUGCACUAACAUUCAAGGUUAAGAUAAAACAAAACAUAAACUUUUUGGGAAGUGACUUGCAAGAAUGUACCCUUUGUGAAGAGGUAAAAAAUAUUUUGUACUUAAAUAUGAGCUAAUCUCAUGGAAUUUAUAAAGUUUUACUUUUUUAAUGGACGGACGAGUGUCAAUUUCUAAAUCAUAUCAUAUGUACAGCAAGGACCUCAGUUAAAAUAUGGCAAAUGCUGAUACAAAAAUUCCUAAACUUUGCACGCUUUGCACCUUUCAUAAAUGAAUUCAAUCUUCUUUACCAGAAGCAGAUCAUGGCAUCCAGUGAGGAGAAACAAUUCGGUCGAAUAUUCUAGAGAAGCAUGAUCCACUUUUGAAUUCUGAUACGUAUUAUAAAGGAUGAUAAGAUAAACAAUUAAUGCUACGCCAGCAGUUCCAAUCUCAAUUUUACUGCAGUUAAUCUUUACUCUCAUUCUCAUUUAUGCUGAUGAUUUUUAUGUUGCACUUUCCCCAUCUUCAGCACUUUGUUGGCCACAGGGUGAGAUGCUGGCGCAGGGUUCAGAGCUCGAUUCGAGCACCUUUCUCUCUCGUCCUGCCUGCUGCUGGACUUGAUUUUUUAUGGUGAAAUAUUAUACUGGUCUAAUUCUUCGUCUAAUCGUAAGAAAUCUCAGUGUACAUCGUCACAAAUUAAUGAUUAAAUAAUUAUUUAUCUACUCAUCAACUUCAUAGUUCUGCUACAGUAUUUGGUCCAGUGACUGACUAUUCACUCACAAAAGUUCUGUCGUCUAUCUUAACUAUUUUCAAUUACUUUUUACCUUCUUGUCGUUAUUUCUUGGUCUCUGGGGUUUGGAAGUUGGUAGUUUUGUUAAAUUUCAUGUACAUUCUAAUUUGGUUUUGGACAAUUUCUUAAAUUUGUACUGCCACUUUGGUGUCAGGUUGCUUCCUUGCUAGCUGGUUCUUGUAUCUUUUGGUUUUGUGUUUUGGUUAACUUUGUUUAAAAUAGAGUACGGUGGUGGGUCGGGUCGCGUCGACUUUUAACUGUGACUCAAAAUUAAGAUAGUGGAGACAAAUAUUUAUCAAUGACUCAAAUGCAUUAAGCGUAUUGCCCAUAGAUAUUGUAACUUUAAUCGAAAAGAAGAAUAAGAAAUGUGGAAAGAAAGAUUUAAAAAAGUUAAUGUGUAAUUGAAUAACCGUUCCUGUUCAAAAUCAGGAAUACAUUCACACCAAAAAUGGCGUCUGACGUGGAAGAAGGAGAAAUACGAGAGUCUGAAUGUCUUAGUCCACUGAGCGAUGAAGAUGAUGACGAUCCAGAACGUCAAUAUGGUCACAAAAGGAGGCGAAUGAUGAGACGUAGUACGGAUACAAGAGGAAGACCACCAUCUUCGUCUUCUUCAUCCCGUCAAGUCGAUAUACGUCACCAAUAUCGACGACGAUCUUCAGAACAUUUUACUUCCAGGACUAGAUUGAAAUCCGGAGAUGGAGGAAUCAACUAUAAGUCUAGUUCUACAGUAUCAUCCAGUGAUAAUAGAAAUCGUAGUCAUUGUAAUAAUACUCGUAGCAAAAGAAAUUCAAAUUACGAUGAAAAGGCUCAUAAAUAUAGGAAAGAAGCACCUGGUCCAUCCGAAAAUGGCUCAUCGUCAUUAAAUUUCUCAAAUCACAGCUAUAGAAGAAGAAGAGCGUCAGAAAAUAUUCAUAGUGCUAUUGAAAGUGAGAUGCGUAAUAGUGUUUCACAAAUGGUAGAAAAUCCCUUAGCGAAGAUGCAAGAAACACGCGUGAUUAUAUAUUGUGAUCCUCCACUCUCGCCUGACCAAACCCAAGUAAAUUCAAUGAACCAAGAGAAAAAUCAACUGCCACAAGAAAAUAUAAUUGAGGAGGAAGACAAUGAAGUUGAAGUGCUGUCAAUUAUAGACAAAUCAUCCCGAAUAGCAGAGUUAAUUGUGAUAGAUUCAACAUCAAGUUCUGAAUCCGAGGAAGCGGACACAGAUUUUGACGAUUUUAAUCCGGACCUCCUUGAACACUCCCUCGCUACAGUACCAAGUAUAAUUCCAGUCUCGCCAGUUCAAUUGAGUACGUCAUCAAUGGAUGACCUAUCAUCUAAUUCUGUAAGUUUACUUGAUACUGCUACAAAUUUGGAUUUGAUUGUCGCGAAAGACAGUUCAACAAGUUCUACAAGAGUUAGCACCCCCUCGCUGGUCGAUACAAGCUUGCAUCAAGUCGUUGAGCCUUCUCUUAGUGAUCAGAAUGAACUUCCUCCUAUCGUGGACACAAACGAAGCAGAAGUUGAAAACACAAGUCUUGUAAAUAUUUCAUCAGAAGGAGACGAUGAGGAGGACUUGGAAGUUCUCGAGUUGAGGAUAAAGGCAUUGAAGGGAUUAAUGCAAGCGUUUCCUUCGUCGCAACCGUUGGAGCACGUAACGAUUAUAAACAACGUGAUACAAAAUGAUAAUGUAACACAUUCAGAGUCAAAACUUGUUGAUGCCAAUUUAACCCACAACUCUGAUGGUGCUUCUCAGAAACAAGUUGACGUAGCAGAAUCAACCUUCUCCUCAGCUUUCGCUGACAACAACGAAAAAGAGAACGAAAUUGAGUUGGAACUUGAUCUCCUUAGAAGAAAAUUGCUGUCUGAUUUGGCAAAGCAUAAAAAUAAGAAGCAAGCAGCUCAAGAACAACAAAUUAAGACUAGACCAACAAAUAACUCUUCUAAAUCUAAAUCGAUUAAAUCCAGAGAUCGCACUACUAGUAGAUCCAGUUCUGCUCGAGUUUCUGGAAAUAAGAAAUCAUCUUCAAACUCGACCCACCGCAAUAAUUUCACUCAUUCGUCAUCUUCUGCGUAUCGUACCCGUAGAUCUUCAAUAAGUUCAAUAAAAGCCUCCACUUCCAAAUCAACUUCCAAGUCUUCGACUACUUCUUCAGCUCUAAGUAGCAUGAACAUGUCUACAAUUUCCAUAUCGGUCUCAAAAGAUGGAAAACAUAGGACAGUCGUCUCUCGCGAAGCAAAUGUGCCCACAACAAUUGAAUCCCCUUUGGCUCCUAUUGUUAUUCAAUCCCCGUCGUCUACUAAUCCGCAUAGGAUAGUGCGUUUGAUGGAACCAGCUCCUCUAUCAAUUAAUGUUCAGCCUAAUACAACUACUCCACAACAAAGUACUCCUACUCAAGAGACGGUUAAAAAGUCAAGUUCUUCCUCUGAUGCCCAAAACAAAAGGGUCAAUAAUAAAAGAGGGAAAUCAUUGUCACCUAUAAAGCGGAAGCAAGUCACAGUUUCUUCUUCGGGGGUUCAAAAAGUUCUUACCAAGCAAAAUUCUAGUGUGAAAUGUUCACUCUCUAAUAAAAUGACCCCCUUUUCUCACAAAAGUGCUGUAGCUUCGAAACAUACCUCGCUCCUCCCCAAUAACGAAUUCGUAAUUCCCCGGACCCCGAUGAAGCCAAACACAUUCAAAUCAAAAUAUAGCUCAAAGAAAAGUUACCAUCAGGCACUUGACAGGAUGUCUGCAGUCGGGAAAAAAAUUCAACCUAUUGUGAUCCAGUUACGUAACAAUGACGAAUCAACAGAAGAGGAAGAUAAUGACGAGGACGAAGAAUUAAAAAACAGUUCGGCAAACCUGCCACAGGAAUUUCAUUCAUCUUUGGACAAGUUUUUGAAAUCUGUACGAGAAAGUGCAACUAAGAAUGGAGUUAGUGGAAAUCUGUUUCAAAAGAAUAGUACAAGUAAUCAGGCUCCAGUAGAUACUUUGAUGCAUAAAACUUUAUCCCCCACUAAUGUCAAUAAUAAUAAUACUCUUCCUCAAAGUUUAACGGUAAGGGUAGAAACUAAUGCUACCAGGAAAAUAUCUAAUAUUGUAGAGGACACCGGAAUUUCUCGAGAGCGGAAUCUCGAAAUUCCACCUCUCCAUGGUGUUCAAAAUGUGACAUCAACCUCAACUAAUAGUGCUUCCGACUUGAUCACUGUUGAACAAACCAAUACUUCUCACUCGUCUGCUUCCAAUUCUACCAGUAUAAUUGACGAUACAAAUAAUUCUGAAAGUUCGUCAUCACCACAGGAUAAUGCCUCUGCAAGCAGUUCGCAUGGAUCUGCUGAUUCUCCAUAUCAAUUAAAACUCAGUUCACCCUUGAUCUCACCUGUAACACCUCAAAACAAAGUGCAAUCGAGUCCUCCAAAAUCAAAAAACAUUCAGCAACAAGUUCAGGAAACUAGCACUACCACUCAAAUAGCUAAAGAAGUCUCAUUUAUGGAGAAAGUAGAUGCAGCCCUGCGAUCACAGGAUGAUACCACCAGCAGUACCAGCAGCAAUGUUAAACAAGCAGCAUCACCCACAUCCAAAAAUCCUGGUUCUACAACAUCUUCAAUAACAAACGGGAAGUCGUUAAAGACACGUCGAAAAGAAGCCAACACUGGAGAAAGCUUGGCUGAUCAAUUUACUCGUACCCGUGAAGAGCUUCAACUCCGAGAAAAAAUAUUAAGAGCAACGUUCAAGAAGAGUGAAAUAAAGAUAAAGCUAACUAUGACUGAAAAAGAUUUUCUAACGUCUAGAAAAUCUGCAACACACCUCUUAGGAUGUGCGAUAGAUACGAUAAAUCUACAAUCCGAAAAGAAAGUUCAGUGCAAUCGUAUCGAACAGCAAGUUGAGAAACUAAAAAAGCAGCUACAAGUGGCAGAAAGAAGCUUGUAUGUGAAAAAGAUUGAAGCAGCUGAACUGCAUUCAGAUGCAGUAUCUACAAUUUCGAAAGCAUUUGACAUGCGAGCUAAAUCAGUCACUUUUGGUAUUGAGUGUAAAAAGUUGGGAAGUGAACUAAGUGGUGAUUUAUAUAAAAUUCCGUCCAUGGGGGCUGGUGAUAUGUUGACAAAGUUUAAAGAAAUUUACAAGCUUACGACAAAUGACGAACUAAAGAAAGGCCCAAUUAACUUCAAGAAAUUAGAAGAACAAAUAAUAACGUCGCUAGAAGGCCAUAAAGUAGCUGAACCGACAACUCCGUGUUCUGACAUUAGAUCCAGUCUUGCAUCUACAAAAAAUAUACCUGACAAAAAUUCCCAAACGUCUGCGAGAGAAACUGGUGGCUUUAUUGCCGGUUGUCUUACCCGACAUUGUUUAGCACCUGAUAGGCAUGUCACAUUUACGGAUACCCCUUUACCUGCUACUCUUAUGGUAACUUUAGACGCAGAGCAUAACGGCAAGUUUGUUCCAUACGUGUCCUGCCUGAUAAAUUCCAUCGUGUUAAGUAAAUUCAACUGUAGAGGUAUCGUGUGCCCGCACAUCGUUAACAGCAACUGUAACUCCAAAAACUGCAAGUUUCAACACAUUCCAAUAAGUCCUCGCAGUACCAGGUAAGUUUCCAUGAAGAGACACUGUCGUGCCAUACAGUUCGGCUGGCUGUGAAUCAUGUACAACUAACUCUCUUAUUAUUCAAAAAUUUGUGUGUCAUUUAGUUUAUAUUCCUUAGGUUUCGUCUUACUAUUAAUUUUCUUAAUAUUAUUUAGCCUAUUACCUUUCUUUUUUUCGUUCAGUACCAGUUUCCAUUCAACAGUACUGUACGGUCUUUCCUCAAUGAUUAUUUUCUCUUAAUUUGUUAUCUAAUGUCUCUUAGUCACUAUACUUUGAUCCAGUAGUGUCUUGAAAUGCCAUUUACUAUUGCAGUUAUAAUGUAAAUGUGUCCAUUUGUUUUGACUUAGUAUCACUUUUCAGUCCUCCAGCAGGUCUAUAGAUUACAAUAUUAUUUUUUUUGUGAUAUUCUGUCAGGCCAUGACCAAUUUUUAGUUUGAAAAUAUCACGUGCUAGUAUAUAUAGGUGAGAAUUGUGUCCCCUACAUCAAGAUGGGACUCUUCUGUCCCCGUAUCAUAGGGAAAGCCGAUAAAUAAUGGCGAAGAAAUUGACCACGGGGCGGAAAUGCUGCUUCACUACUCAAUAUAUACUUACAUAGACUGAAAAGACUAUUAUUAGCUCCUUCCUAUUGCCCCACGAGUACAAAAGUCCGAGAUAUACAUUAAGUGAUUCUAGUUCAAGGGUUUCUUUACCCCAAAGUGUUCACAAGAAUGAUGACACAGCAACGCAACGCUUCCUCUUCGCAUAUCUUCUGAAGAUAUCGACAUGCGUAAGGUACACAGUGAUAUGAGCUUAACAAUAUCGUACUUAUACAUGAAUAUAUAUAUAUGUCUUGACACUUCCUAUGAAUACAAAUACUUUUGUUUUAUAAUGUAUGUAUCAAGUAGAACGAACUGUGAAACUUUAUUUUUAGUAUCAUGCAUACAUAUGUAUCGUCACAUAUUGUGAAGGUUGGUUAACUAAUAAAAAUUGAAAAUAUUUAUAAAAAAUAAA
Folsomia candida is the source of this 6629-nucleotide messenger RNA. RefSeq names its product serine-rich adhesin for platelets. Lineage: Eukaryota; Metazoa; Arthropoda; Collembola; Entomobryomorpha; Isotomidae. Bases 1551 to 5645 code for a protein of 1364 amino acids. The transcript is spliced from 8 exons. The record is from RefSeq and is a predicted model, not a curated record.